CCAUGUGGGAGUCCAGCGCCCUUAACCAUCCACCACCUGCCAGCCCCAGUAUGGCAGUUUUCUGUAACUGGAUAUUCCAUUGUGAAUUUAGCCAGCUCCUCAGCUGAAUGGGAACAAGUCGAAAUAUAAUAUCUGUACUCAGUUGAAUGCUUACAGAGAAUUCUGCCAUCAUUUCCUUGUGAUUUUAAACAAAUGCGCUUCUGUGCUUCAUUUGUAAAAGUUAUUCUAAUACCUCCAAAUUGACAGGGUUGUAGUGAGAACUAUAAUAAAUAAGUUGACAUUCACAGCAGGCUCUCAGGAAGUUUCCUAAUACCGUUAUUUUCUUUGGUUAGUCCUGACUUUAGUCGUAGCUCCUAGAUUGAUUCUAUUGUAGCUGACGUGCACUGAUUGUCAUCUUUCAGAUCACUCUGAGCCAGUAGGAGUGUCUUCCUCUGACAUCCCUUAUUCUGCUUUUAAGGCGUGAGAAUCUUCUGUCGGUUGUGACUUUCCUUUCAACGGCUGAGCACUCUCCAACGACUGAGUCUGCAUGGACAAAUCUAAUGAUGGUGUCAUCUGAGCACUCUAACAGUUAAAGGAAGAGUUGAACAAUGACCAUAGUUGACAAAGCUUCUGAAUCUUCAGACCCAUCAACCUAUCAGAAUCAGCCUGGCAGUUCUGAGGCAGUCUCACCUGGAGACAUGGAUGCAGGUGCUGCCAGCUGGGGUGCAGUGUCUUCAUUAAAUGAUGUUUCAAAUCACACACUUUCUUUAGGACCAGUACCUGGUGCUGUAGUUUACUCGAGUUCAUCUGUACCUGAUAAAUCAAAGCCAUCACCACAAAAGGAUCAAGCCCUAGGUGAUGGCAUUGCUCCUCCACAGAAGGUUCUUUUCCCAUCUGAGAAGAUUUGUCUUAAGUGGCAACAAACUCAUAGAGUUGGAGCUGGGCUCCAGAAUUUGGGCAAUACCUGUUUUGCUAAUGCAGCAUUGCAGUGUUUAACUUACACGCCUCCUCUCGCCAAUUAUAUGCUCUCACAUGAACACUCCAAGACAUGUCAUGCAGAAGGAUUUUGUAUGAUGUGUACAAUGCAAGCGCAUAUUACUCAGGCGCUCAGUAAUCCUGGGGAUGUUAUUAAACCAAUGUUUGUCAUCAAUGAGAUGCGGCGUAUAGCUAGGCACUUCCGUUUUGGAAACCAAGAAGAUGCCCAUGAAUUCCUUCAGUACACAGUUGAUGCUAUGCAAAAAGCAUGCUUGAAUGGCAGCAAUAAAUUAGACAGACACACCCAGGCCACCACACUUGUUUGUCAGAUAUUUGGAGGAUACCUAAGAUCUAGAGUCAAAUGUUUAAAUUGCAAAGGCGUUUCAGAUACUUUUGACCCAUAUCUUGAUAUAACAUUGGAGAUAAAGGCUGCUCAGAGCGUCAACAAAGCAUUGGAGCAAUUUGUGAAGCCGGAACAGCUUGAUGGAGAAAACUCAUACAAGUGUAGCAAGUGUAAAAAGAUGGUUCCAGCUUCAAAGAGGUUCACUAUACAUAGAUCUUCUAAUGUUCUUACACUUUCUCUGAAACGUUUUGCAAAUUUUACUGGUGGAAAAAUUGCAAAGGAUGUGAAAUAUCCUGAAUAUCUUGAUAUUCGUCCAUACAUGUCUCAGCCAAACGGAGAGCCCAUUAUUUAUGUUUUGUAUGCAGUGCUGGUACACACUGGUUUCAAUUGCCAUGCCGGCCAUUACUUCUGCUACAUAAAAGCUAGCAAUGGCCUCUGGUAUCAAAUGAAUGACUCCAUUGUAUCUACCAGUGACAUUAGAUCGGUACUCAGUCAACAAGCAUAUGUUCUCUUUUAUAUCAGGUCCCAUGAUGUGAAAAAUGGAGGUGAGCUUACUCAUCCUACCCACAGCCCUGGCCAGUCCUCUCCCCGGCCUGUAAUCAGUCAGCGAGUUGUCACCAACAAACAGGCUGCGUCAGGCUUUAUUGGACCACAGCUUCCCUCUCACUUAAUAAAGAAUCCACCUCAUUUAAACGGGACUGGACCAUUGAAAGACACCCCAAGCAGUUCUGUGUCAAGUCCUAAUGGAAAUUCCAAUGUUAACAGAGCUAGUCCUGUUAAUGCUUCAACUUCUGUUCAGAACUGGUCAGUUAACAGGUCCUCAGUUAUUCCAGAACAUCCCAAGAAACAAAAAAUCACGAUCAGUAUUCACAACAAAUUGCCUGUCCGCCAAGGUCAGUCUCAGUCUAACCUUCACAGCAGUUCUUUGGAGAACACUAACAAGCCUGUUCCCUCUUCUACCAUUACCAAUUCUUCUGCAAUACAAUCUACCUCGAAUGCAUCUACGAUGUCAGUUUCUAGUAAAGUAACAAAACCCAUUACUACGAGUGAAUCCUGUUCCACACCAGUAAUGAACGGCAAGUCCAAGCUGAACUCCAGUGUGUUGGUCCCCUAUGGCGCCGAGUCCUCUGAAGAGUCUGAUGAGGAAUCAAAGGGACUGGGCAAGGAGAACGGUAUCGGUACAACUGAGAGUGCUCACUCUUCUGGGCAAGAGGCCGAAGAUGAUGAAGCCUCUCAGCAUGAGCUCCAAGAACCUGUUACUCUAAAUGGUGCUACUAGUACAGACAGUGACCCAAAGGAAAACGGUCUCUUGUUUGAUGAUGCCAGCUGCCAUGUCCAGCCUGCUCUGCACUCAGAAAAUCCUUUUUCUAGGGCAAAUGGACUCCCCGGGAAGUUGAUGCCUGCUCCAUUACCAUCUCUCCCAGAAGACAAAAUUUUAGAGACCUUCAAACUUAGCAACAAAGUGAAAGUUUCUACAGAUGAAACAAGUACAACCAGAGCAGAAGAGAAUCCUCCAGCGGACCAUGACACAGACCCUGAGGCUGGCAGCACUGUUGUGGAUUCCCACGAGAAAACAGAGACAACCACAAGUCUUAGCAGCAAAUUAAAGAAGGCUUUGCCGCCCUCUGAGCCUGGCAUAAACUCUACCAAAGAAGAAGUCUCUGAAAACGUUUCUGCCAACACUGAUGAGUCUUUGCCUAAUAUCAAUAAUCUUUGUCACACUGAUAAAAAUACCAUAGGGGAUGAUGAGCUUUCUAAACUUUGCGACCCUGGGAGUUUAACCAGCGAGCCGAGCAAACCAUCCCAAGAUGUUAAAGGGACGUUAGUUGAGAAUCCACAGGACUUGACUUCAGUGGAAACAACAGAUGAGUUGAGCCCAACUCCCUCCAUUCAUCCUGAAGAUGGAUGUGAGCAUAAACUCUUAGUUUACCUUAGUCGAGAGAGGUGCAAAGAUGCAGAGGACCUUUCUGGAAGCAUAGGCGUGUCUGCAGAUGAGCCACCCUCUCUGCAGUUGGACAGGACCACAGGAACUCACUUGGAAGAAGGCACUGAACAAAGUAACGGUGAGAGAUAUGACGAAAGCAGGGCUGGGCAAAAAGCUCAGGAUCAUUCUCCAGUUAAGGAAAAAAUCAGUAGCCUUAGAAAAGUUGAUCGAGGACAUUAUCGUAAUCGAAGAGACCGUUCCUCAAGUGGAGAACAUGCACGGGAAAGUAGGAGCAAAACUGAGGACCGUUAUCACAAAAAGCGACGCUCCUAUGUCAGAGAGCGGGCUAAGCAGGAUGGUCAUCUGGCUGAGCACUGCAGUGGAAGUCAGCUCCACCCUUGUCACCGUGAGAGAGCCAGUCCUGGGGAGCGCCACUCUUUGGGUAGGUACAGCCAUCACCACUCCCGAAAUCGGAGUGGAUCAGAGCAGGACUGGAGCAGAUAUCACCAUUCGGAAAGUGAACAUGCUUGGGGCCGGGAGAAAUACUACCUGGAGAAGAUGAGAUGGGACAAAUGCAGGUAUUAUCACGACAGGUAUGCUCCUUAUGCAGCUAGGGAGGUCCGGGAGUGGAAGCCCUUCCAUGGUGGCCGUGAACACGACCGAGUAGGGCAGUAUAACAACCGGUCCUACAAGGACUACUACAUAGGUAGGAAGGGCUACGAGCUGGCCUCUAAGGAGAAGGAGCGGCACCACUUCAGCAGUCUCCGAGUGGGCCCUGCCCACACCUUCCCUCUGUACCCCGAGAAGUACCCCCAGGAGCAGAUGAUACUUGCAGCUGAAGACCACAGCUGUAACCUCCCUGAUCGGUUUCAUGACCAUGAAAAUGCAAAGUCACGGAAACGAAGAUACAACAGCUUUGAAAAUAAUGACGGUUACUUGGAAAAGAAAGCCCAGAGAAGCUUACAAAAGGAUCUUUUAGAAGAACCUAGAAUGAAGAAACACAAAAAAUCAAAGAAGAAAAAGAAAUCCAAAGACAAACACCGUGAUCGAGAGUCCAG
Tupaia belangeri chinensis (Chinese tree shrew) is the source of this 4279-nucleotide messenger RNA. It is a transcript of the gene USP42, whose product is annotated as ubiquitin specific peptidase 42. The record is from RefSeq and is a predicted model, not a curated record. Gene Ontology annotation, biological process: protein deubiquitination; regulation of apoptotic process. Gene Ontology annotation, cellular component: nucleus; cytosol. NCBI's taxonomy places the organism in Eukaryota, Metazoa, Chordata, Mammalia, Scandentia, Tupaiidae. Gene Ontology annotation, molecular function: cysteine-type deubiquitinase activity.